ACUCCAGACAGUACCAUGUCUCAAGCUGACAGCUUACAGAGAAUAACUAACUUCUCCAGGGAUAUAUUCUGAAAUUUUUUACCUUUCACUUUGGACCUGCCUAACACAUAGCGUUUAUUUGUACAAUGAUCACAGCCUCACCAUUUACAUUCUCUUUAAUCUUGGAUGUUCUGUUUACCUUAGUGACCUUUGAAGAUGUGGCUGUGUACUUCUCCUGGGAGGAAUGGGAUCUGCUUGAUGAGACUGAGAAAUGCCUGUACCACGAUGUGAUGCUGGAGAACUUGGAACUUAUAACCUCCCUGGGUUGUUGGUGUGAAGCAGAAAAUGAGAAGGCACCUUCUAAGAAAAGAAUUUCUAUACAGGGAUUGUCACAGGUUGUAGCACCCAUAGCAAAUGUGUCUCCACAGAAGACUCAUCCCUGUGAGGUGUGUGGCCCAGACUUAAGAAAUAUUUUGCAUUUGAAUGAGCACCAGUGGAUACUUUGUGGGCAGAAAUGCUACAAGAUUCAGGCAUGUGAGAAACAAUUGUGUUUCUGUGCCAGACUUCACCAGAAGCAGCACAAUGAAGAGAAAUGUUGCAGAAGUAAUGUGGUUGAAGUUUCAUUUCAAAAGGACUACCAGUCCAGUUUGUCAGAGGACCCUGUUUCCUAUAAGGAGCUUGGGAGGGACUUCCUUGAUAGUUCAGCUUUUCAGCAGCAGAUUACACAGGCCAGGGAUAAGUCAGACAGGAACAAUGAAGGUCGAGCAGCCACACACAAGGAAAGUACCCUUAACUCUGGAGAAUGCAGAAAAGAUUUCAGUUACAAAUACACACAUGUACGUUUCCAGAGAGUCCUCCCUAGAGAAAGAUGUUAUGUGUGCAGUGAAUGUGGGAGAUCUUUUAACAAGAGCUACAGCCUCAAUGACCAUUGGAGAGUUCACACUGGAGAAAAGCCAUAUGCAUGUGGGGAGUGUGGGAAAUCCUUUAGGCAGAGCUCUAGCCUCAUUCAGCACCGGAGAGUUCACACUGGAGCAAGGCCACAUGAGUGUGAUCAGUGUGGGAAAUUAUUUAGCAAUAAGUCCAACCUCAUUAAGCAUCGGCGAAUUCACACUGGUGAAAGGCCAUAUGAGUGCAGUGAGUGUGGGAAAUCCUUUAGUGAAAGCUCUGCACUCCUUCAGCACCACAGUGUUCAUACUGGAGAAAGGCCAUAUGAGUGCAGUGAAUGUGGGAAGUUCUUUACUUACCACUCUAGUCUCAUAAAGCACCAGAGAGUUCACUCUGGAUCAAGACCCUAUGAGUGCAAUGAAUGUGGAAAAUGCUUUACUCAAAACUCUAGCCUCAUUGAACACCAUCGAGUUCAUAGUGGGGAAAGACCUUAUAAAUGUAAUGAAUGUGGGAAAUCUUUCAGCCAAAGCUCUGCACUCCUUCAGCAUCGGAGAGUCCACACUGGAGAAAGGCCCUACAAGUGCAGUGAAUGUGGAAAAUUUUUUACUUACAGCUCCAGUCUCUUAAAACACCAGAGAGUUCAUGCUGGAUCAAGGCCCUAUGAGUGCAGUGAAUGUAGGAAGUCCUUUACUCAAAACUCUAGCCUUAUUAAGCACAGGAGAAUUCACACUGGAGAAAGACCUUAUGAGUGCAAUGAAUGUGGGGAAUCUUUUGGCAAUAGCUCUAGCCUCAUUAAGCACCAGAGAAUUCACAUUGGAGAAAGGUCUUAGUAGUGCAGGGAGCUUGCAAAAUUGUUUAGCCAUAGCUCCAAAUCAGUGACUGCCAUAAUGUUCACCCUGAAUAAAGACUUUCUGAG
Molecule: messenger RNA, 1780 nt
Organism: Sorex fumeus (smoky shrew)
Lineage: Eukaryota; Metazoa; Chordata; Mammalia; Eulipotyphla; Soricidae
Product: zinc finger protein 154-like
Exons: 3
Coding region: 126-1694 (522 amino acids)
Biological process (GO): regulation of DNA-templated transcription
Source: RefSeq, a predicted model, not a curated record